Messenger RNA from Pomacea canaliculata, 1963 nucleotides. RefSeq names its product CDP-diacylglycerol--glycerol-3-phosphate 3-phosphatidyltransferase, mitochondrial-like. Gene Ontology annotation, biological process: cardiolipin biosynthetic process. Lineage: Eukaryota; Metazoa; Mollusca; Gastropoda; Architaenioglossa; Ampullariidae. The record is from RefSeq and is a predicted model, not a curated record. The transcript has 10 exons. Gene Ontology annotation, cellular component: mitochondrion. Bases 58 to 1698 code for a protein of 546 amino acids. Gene Ontology annotation, molecular function: CDP-diacylglycerol-glycerol-3-phosphate 3-phosphatidyltransferase activity.
UAUUGCGUCAUAGUAAAGCAUGUACUAAGCAACAAGCAUAUCGACAGUGCUUUCAUCAUGCCUUACCCGUGGCGAGGCAGUCGUAUGCUCAUUUUAAUGGGAAAUGUACAAACUCUUGUGAAGAGAUUUCUGGGGACUGGUACAACAUCAGAUGCAUCAGCAUUGGAAGCAGAUAUUGCUUCUUCUGCUGAAAACCAAGUCAGUAAUGCUUUUUCAAGUAGUACAUAUCAAUACUUUUCAUGGAUUGGACAGCAUGCACCCUGUUUUCCCAUCUGUGGUGAUCAAGUUCAAGUGUUGACAGAACCAACGCAAUUCUUUGAGGUUUUAAAGGUGAAAGCAAGAAAGGCUAAACGGAGAAUUACACUAGCAUCCUUAUACCUUGGGACCGGACCUCUUGAAAAAGAACUUGUAUCAAGCAUCCAUGAGGCAUGUAAGAAUGCUGCCAUCAUGAAGAACUCUGACUUUGAGGUUAAUAUCUUGCUUGAUGUGACACGUGGAUCAAGAGGAAAGAUAAACUCCCGCACAAUGUUACAAGGUCUGAUAAAAGAAUUUCCUCAUCUUGUUUCUGUUAGCCUUUACCACACACCUGACCUCAGAGGACUGCUAAGGAAAAUUGUUCCAGAACGUUUUAAUGAAACUAUUGGACUCACACAUUUGAAGGUGUAUCUUGUUGACAACAGUUUGAUUAUCAGUGGUGCAAAUCUGAGUGAAAAUUAUUUCACCAACCGACAAGACAGAUAUAUUCUCUUCAGUGAUUGCAAGCGCAUGGCAGAUUUUUUUCAUGAACUUGUCAAGGCAGUUGCAUCAUUUUCUUUCUCCCUUCAGCCUGAUGAUACUUUGAAGCUCCAUAAAAUGUGCAGUGUUCAUCCUUAUAAAGGUGACGACAUGAAAUUUAAGCUCGCAGCAAGGGACAGAAUCAGUGAUGUUCUUCAACGUCAUAUGCAGACGCAGCAGAAACUUUGGCAAGGGAAUGGUGAUAUGAAAUCUCCCACAAAUGGAUCAGCUGGACCACACUUACCCCAAGUGUCAGGUGUCCAAAAUGGUGGCAACAUUGCUGAUAAGAAUGAUACGUGGGUGUAUCCUCUGGUACAAAUGGGUCCCAUAGGAGUGCUGCAUGAUGAACAAGUCACUCUGCAGUUGUUGAGAGAAUCCUCCAAGGAUGAUGAAAUACUUUUGGCUUCUGGCUACUUUAAUUUGACAGACCACUAUAUGGAGGUCAUUCUACAGGAAUCGCUGGCUAGAUACCGUUUGCUCAUGGCAUCACCAGAGGUCAAUGGCUUUUAUGGAGCAAAAGGAAUAGCAGGUUAUGUACCCUCUGCUUAUGUCUACAUAGCUCGGCAGUUUUUCCAGGAAGUUCAGGCCUACAAACAGGCACAGCGAAUUCAGCUUUUUGAGUACUUUCGUGACAAAUGGACAUUCCAUGUGAAAGGACUGUGGUACUACCUACCGGAACAAACUAUGCCUUCACUAACACUAAUUGGCUCCCCAAAUUUUGGUUACAGAUCAGUUUACAGGGAUUUGGAAUGUCAAGUUGCCAUGGUGACAGACAACCAGAAUCUCCAAAAACAGCUGAAAGAGGAACAUGUACGAUUAUACCAGCCUUCAGUACUGGUCACCGAAGAAAGGUUUAGACGAGCAGACCGACAUGUACCUUACUGGGUGACAUUAGUAACUGGCUUUAUUAAACAUUUCUUUUAAACUGUGUAUAAAACAAAAAUAUAUAUGUACGUAUUUAUUUUUUGAAUGAGAUAAAUAGAGUGUGAGUGAGAAUUGCUAGAGGGCGUGUCAGCGUGAGAGAAAUAGAGAAAAGGGUAGUUGGCUUCUUGAUUGUUGAAACAACACAGUUGACAUGUAGUGCAGGUCAAGAGCUGAAUGGCAUGAUUAGAGCUGAAUGGUUGUAUUAGUGGAUGUUCAGACAUUCUUCAACUGUCGAUUUGCUUUGUCUUCAAUAAAAUUGUGUAUG